UUUCCGCGGGACGUCCGCAGGACAGCAGCUGCGUAGGUGCUCCGCCUCCCCGCCGGGACGCAAGGAUGUCGCUGAAGAGUAGCAAUCGGAGCCUGGUGGCGUCGGACUCGAAGCGCGCAGCCAAGACGAUCUCGUGCGGGAUGCGCAACGGCAAGGUGUCGAUAAGCGCGAGCACCAACAGCCCCGCGCCGACAGCCAAGCCAAGCAGCCCGCCCGACGAGGAGAAGAAGGUCCUGACCAUGAAGCAAGAGCCCGAGGACGAGGAGAGCUACUACGAGGACGAGGACGAGGACGAGGAAGAGGAGGAGAGCGACGCGUCUGUCGCCAAGCCGCAUCUCCAUCACAACACCAGCUCGAGCAACGCCACGAGCACGAGCACGGGCUCGUCGUCCGCCCCCGUGUCGCACUCGCGCUCGUUCCCGAUGCUGACCAGAGUGCGCUCGCACUCGCGGAGCUUGCGAGCCAUGGCCAAUCCCAGCGCCGUCUGGGCGCACUUCGAUCUCUGCUCCAACGAUCCGCUCAGGGCGCAGUGCCGUAUCUGCGGCGCUGUCGUCGUCAGGGGCGGUGCCAAUCCCAGGCAAUGCGGCACCACCAAUUUGCACCGACACCUUCGGGUUCAUCAUGGCGGCAGACUCAUCGGUAGACGAUACCACGUGUUGGGCGAAUUCGGAAAGCGAGAUCCAGAUCAGGGCAACCUGAACAAGGCGAUGCGGCUGGCCACUCAGAAUCUCGUGCGCCACAUGCGAAGCAUCGCUCCUGCUCCGACUUCCCAGCAGUCGGCUCAUCGCCAGCACGAGCAGCAGCAGCACCAGCACCAACACCAGCACCACCAGCAGCAGCAGCAGCAGCCACAGCAACCCCAGGCUCAGCAGCAGCAGCACGAGCAGCAGCAGCAGCAGCAGCGCCGACAAUCUCCACCCUCGUCGACGUCUUCGUCGUCCUCGCAAUCGCAACGACCGACGAAGACGCUCGUGCUCAAGACAAUCCCGCUGAAGGUGAAGCAGAUCGCGCCAACCACCAUCAAAGUGCCCGCGGCCAUGCGACCGAGUCCGGCGCAACAACACGCGUUGCCUCAAGUUGUCUUGCCGCAGCCACCCACCGAGGUCUGCCUGAGGUGGAACAGUUACCACAGCAACAUGCAGCACAGCUUCCCAUCGCUGCUCGAUAGCGAGCAAUUCGUAGACGUGACGCUGGCGUGCGAGGGUCGCUCGCUCAAGUGCCACAAGAUGAUCUUGUCGUCGUGCAGCGAUUAUCUGGCUCAACUACUCCGCGAAAACCCGUGCCAGCACCCCAUCAUCAUAAUGCGCGAUCUCAAGUUCUGGGAGAUCGAGGCUCUCGUCAAGUUCAUGUACCGGGGCGAGGUGAACGUUACCCACGACAAACUUCCACAGCUACUCAAUGCCGCUGAAGCGCUGCAAGUCAAGGGUUUGGCCGGACCAAGUAACUCACAGAAUCCAAAGCCACCCCUGCUGAUACCCCAAACCAAGCCACCGGUACCUACGUCGCAACCACUCAACCGCACUCCAGUCACCGAAACCAAAGAUAAGCCGGCAAAAUCGAUUAGCCCACCUCUCGUCACUUCAACGCCGCCGAACCUUUCGAGCCCGAAGCGCGGACAGAAGCGUCGUACCUUGAGCGAAGUCCCCGAGGCUCGACCCUUCACCAAAAUUCGUCUGCAGCAGCCGCCAACUGCCGCAGGCCAGCGUCAGAGAUCGCUGUCGCCUAUGGUCAAAGUCGAGCCGUUCGAGGUCGUUCACAGUCCUUCCGAUCCGGUCUACACGGACGACAACGUCGACGAUGAGGAUAUUACACCAAGUCAAUCGAGUCUCGAUAAACUGUUACAACUAGAUGACGACGAUCCUGGUGGGGACGACUUUGAACUCGCUGACGAAGGCUCUGACAUGGAUGAUGAUUCGACAAACAACUACGCUGAAGAACAAAUGGAGUUUGUACCAACAGACUUCUUAGAGCAAGGAGACAUCGCUGACGAUCUGGAUAGUCGAGCCAACAGCAGUAGUAUACAGUUUAGUGAUGACGACUCUAAACAGGACAACGAAAAUGCCGAUGAAACAGCCAAAGAACAAAAUUCUGGAAAAAGAGAGUCAAGGCCCAGUCGCACAAAGAAAGAUAAGACAUAAUAAGAAGUGAUAUUGCACUUAUACUCGUUGGCAUUCUAAAUUAUAUACUUGAAGAAAAUUAUCGUUUCGAAAAGCUAGCGUUAUGUGACCAAACAACACGCUACCAGGGAAAAAGUUACUCAGAAAGUAUUAACUGCUUUUUUUCUUUACACUUACUUUUAGUAUUAAAAAAUUAGCUUGAUAAAUUGUUUUUAUUGCGCGUUUCUAUUUUUUUAGUGCGUUAAGUUGAUAUUCUAUUGCUGAUAUUGUCAAGUUUUACAUUGAUAUUCAUUCUCCUCGGAUAUUCUUUCUAAUUAAUACUUGAGUUUUGAUCGUUUUUAUAUUAUCGCUGAAGCGUAUGUGAACGCCAUAAAAUAAUAUAUCGAUAGAUUUAAUAGAAUAAGAGCACUAAAAUCUGUCAUGCAUUUCCUCCAUGCAUUCUACAGUUUUUUUAUUUUUAUUUUAAUAUCAUCUAGCCAAAAGAUGAUAUUGUGAUUUUUUUACUCUACUUUAGUAUUCUAUUUCUGUACAUAACCAAAAUCGCAUAAUAGUUUCAACGAAUUUCUAUUUGAGUGAAAUGAUAUACACUUUUACAAGAUAAUUAUUUCACUAAAAAUUAAUUCGUCUAGAAUAAUUCUUAUUUUUUUGAUUGACAUCAUUAAUAGUAUUCAUAUAAUUAAUGUUUUGUGAUUUAAAAAGCUGUUAAAGAUUUUCGCUAUAGGUGUAUUAUAAGAUAUACAAAUGCCAAAUCCUCGAGAUAAGUUUUUUAAUGUAAGAAUAUUUUAUCAGGAUUAGAUAUUUAUUUGGACGAGUUUGGAAAAGAUUGAAAAAAAUAUUAACUUUAGAUAAAUAUAAAUUCAAUGUCUACUAAUUAUUCUCUAAUAGCUUGUCGUUCAUUACAUAGUUCUGAAUUAUUUUUAAAUUAUUGACUUGUUCAUUUCUAAUGAACUACCAAUUCUGUAAUAUACUCGUGUGCCAUUCGUUGUGAAUUUCUUUUUAAGAACUAAAUUGCGCAUUUAAGAUGUACGUUUCUAUCAGGUUAAAAAUAAUAACAUUUGUUUCUUCAGCUGGACGUAGAAGUGUACAUUAUACAGUGUUACAUUUUGUACUCUGCGAAAUCUCAACUAUCUGUGGACAUAAACUUUGCGUGUACUGUUAAAAGAAUAUAUGAGAUAUAUAAAACGAAGUCAUUUCAGAAAAAAAUCUAAAUGCGUAUGUAUAUGAAAAAUGUAUACUAAACCGUAGUUCACAACCUAGAAGAUCGUUAAGAGUUGAGAACUUCAUCCUGUAUGAAGCUUGUGUCUUAUAAAUAAAAACAAAAAGGAAAAAUAUCGCUGCUGGUUUAAUGUAUGCCAUUGACUUGACAACGACAAUCACCUAAAAUCAAUCUACCGUAAAACAACUACAUCGGAUUUUCUAUCGCUUUGCAAAAAAGGUAUACAUAUGUUAUAACUUAUUUUGACACUAUUUGUACGUUAGACGUUACAGACGUCAACGAAAUAUCACCUAUUCUAUUUUCACGCACACCGUGUUUACAAGUUUCUAAAGAAUGGUUUUCGUCUGGUUUACCAUCAAAACAAAUGUAUUCAGUUAUCUGCUAUUCGCAUGCAUAUGAAAUGUACUAGUUAAUUUUACUUGCUAAAAGCUUUCAAAACGUGACUGCUGUGCUGCUCGUUUGAAACUUACUUUAGUAAUAAAAUUUUUUUGUGCGUUCUUGUGAAAAGUAUGUUGAUUUAAAAAGUAUCUUUAUUUAAGUGCUAACGGAGCUUUUGAGUUUCAAAAUAAAUGUUUUCAAAUAACUGUACGUCUUAAUGUAAAAGUAACUUUCGAAUAAUUUGAGCAAUCAUAAAUCUGAUAUAUGUCCAUGAUCUAUGCAUGUUAGAUAAGUAAUGACUAUUCCAUACGCAAUAAAAUAAAUAUCAAAGCGACCUUCCACAAGUGACUUGUCAAUAAAACGCGGUAUUUAUUUCGAAAUUAAUAGAAUAUUUUUUUAGAUCGAUGUAAUACACAAUUUCAAUCUCAUUUAAUUUACGGUAAAAGAUGACAAGCAAACGAGGACCCUUUUUUUACUUAAUAAAUUUAUUUAUUUUACUUUUUUAUGUAACGUUCAUAGUGAAUAAACCAGUCUCGAAUAUGACAUUUCGAUAUUUGAAAAUAAGGCCUUCUUCACCGUGCAAAAACUUUCGAUUUUUCCUAAUUAAAAUAUACGAAGAACAAUGUGAAAAAAUGAGAAAUUACGAGUGAUUUUAAAUUUCAUCAGUUCGUCCAUUAAAUAUAUAUUGUUGAUUUGCUACGACUUAUGAUUUAUGUACAAUCAAUUAUUGCUAACGGGUGAUACUGGAUUCUAAAGUGAAGAUGGAUUACCCCAUAAUAUACAACUAGCCUAUCUGCGAUAAUAUACUUCAAUACUAGCGCGAGGAAAUGAUUUGAGCCUACGUAGACGUGUGCGCCCGAGCGAAGGGGCCA
Molecule: messenger RNA, 4583 nt
Organism: Phymastichus coffea
Lineage: Eukaryota; Metazoa; Arthropoda; Insecta; Hymenoptera; Eulophidae
Exons: 6
Coding region: 66-2138 (690 amino acids)
Biological process (GO): regulation of transcription by RNA polymerase II
Cellular component (GO): nucleus
Molecular function (GO): protein binding; DNA binding
Source: RefSeq, a predicted model, not a curated record